Cynocephalus volans (Philippine flying lemur) is the source of this 256-nucleotide messenger RNA. Its product is annotated as small ribosomal subunit protein eS27-like. Gene Ontology annotation, molecular function: structural constituent of ribosome; RNA binding. The record is from RefSeq and is a predicted model, not a curated record. Lineage: Eukaryota; Metazoa; Chordata; Mammalia; Dermoptera; Cynocephalidae. Gene Ontology annotation, biological process: ribosomal small subunit assembly; translation. Gene Ontology annotation, cellular component: cytosolic small ribosomal subunit; ribosome. The coding region runs from base 1 to 255 and encodes 84 amino acids. The transcript has a single exon.
AUGCCUUUGGCUAGAGAUUUACUAUAUCCAUCCUUGGAAGAGGAAAAGAAAAAACGUAAAAAGAAAUGGCUAGUUCAAAGUCCAAAUUCUUAUUUCCUGGAUGUGAAAUGUCCAGGUUGCUAUAAGAUUACCCCAGUUUUCAGCCAUGCUCAGACGGUAGUUCUUUGUGUAGGUUGUUCAACAGUGUUAUGCCAGCCUAUAGGAGGAAAGGCUAGACUCACAGAAGGGUGUUCAUUUAGAAGAAAGCAACACUAAU